CUCAGUGCUUAAAACGCUGAAAUAUUGACAAAAGAAAACGAAAGCAAGAAACCGAGCUAUCGAUUCUGUCUACUCUCCGAUGCUCUCAGAUUGAUCUCACCUUUAAUUGCUCUUACAUCCGUAUCUCGAAUCCGCUAAGGAAUGGCAUCAAUGGUCGCCAAGGCAUGUAGUAAUAAUGCCACUCAAAUAUCGGCACUUGUGACAGUUUCGGAAAAAGGAAGUAGGAAUAAGAGGAAAUUCAGGGCCGAUUCACCUUUAUGUGAUCCGAAUAAGAUAACCUCUGCUCCUCAGAAUGAAUUCACAAGCUACGAAUUUUCUGUGGAUAAAUUUGGAAUAAUCCCAAGUUUUGUGGGCUCCAAUGGGUGUGAUACAUGCAGUGUUAAAAAUGAUACUUCAGAAGUUUUGAAACUUGACAUUGGAUUGUCGUGUGCAGUAGGGUCAUCAGAAACUGGUCUAAGCCGGCCAAGAGAGGAACCUGAAGUCACUGAAGAGUUCCAUGAUGCUGACUGGAGUGAUCUCAUAGAAUCUCAGCUAGAGGAGCUCAUACUGAGUAAUUUGGAUGCAAUUUUCAGGAGUGCAAUCAAGAAAAUAGUGGCCUGUGGUUAUAGCGAAGAGAUUGCAAAUAAGGCUGUUCUGAGGUCUGGUAUUUGCUAUGGGUGUAAGGACAUUGUGUCAAAUAUAGUGGACAAUACUUUAGCAUUUCUUAGGAAUGGCCAAGAGAUUAAUCUAUCUGUGGAGCAUUAUUUUGAUAACUUGCAGCAGAUGGAAAAGUAUGUCUUGGCUGAAUUAGUUUGUCUUCUGCGAGAAGUUAGGCCGUUUUUCAGUACUGGUGAUGCAAUGUGGUGCUUGUUAAUAUGUGACAUGAAUGUGUCCCAAGCUUGUGCGAUGGACAGUGAUCCUUUGAGUAAUUCGGUUUUGAAUGGGGUGUUAAAUCACAAUCCCUCAGCUUUUGUGCAACAGUCGUUGAAAACAGAGAGUAACAAUGCUGAAUCCAACACAGUUAUUCCUUGUAAACCAAUCCCUUCAGUUUAUUGUCCAUCUGAAACACCAAAUGUAGAUUCAGAUGAGCAUAGGUCUCAGUUGGGAGCACCCACAGCUGUAGGUGUGCAACAUGUAAAGCCCCAAUCUUCCUUUGUUCUGAAUGGACUUAUCACAGAGAAAGAGUCUUCAAAUUCUUUGUUUGACACUGCUGAUAAGUCCUUCAGUGCAGCGGCAACAUCCCAUCCUUCUGCUGCAGAUGAAAAGUUGGUGGGCAGUAGAAAAGUUUCAGGAACCACUAGGAGGGAGUAUGUACUCAGACAGAAGUCCAUUCAUCUGGAAAAACACUACAAAACUUAUGGUUCUAAAGGGUCUAGAGCGGGAAAAGUCGGUGGUUUAAUUUUGGAUAAGAAACUGAAGUCUGUGGCUUGCCCUGCUGGUUUGAAUCUAAAGAAUGCCUCACUAAAGUUCAACAAGUCUGCAGUUGCUGUGUCUCAAGACAAUGUAAACCAUAAUUGUUCUACAAAUAAUGAUACUGUAUUUCCUUCAACAUCGGUGUUUGGUUCAGACACAACUAAUGCCACCUCUGCAUUACUUAAACCAAAUAUCCCACCUUUGUUGCCACCUACCAAUACCUUACCUGCACUACCAAUGGCGGAUACGGAACUCUCCCUCUCAUUGCCUGCCAAGUGCAGCUCCAUCCAGGUGCCUACUUGUGGUUAUGCUGUGACAAACGAAAAACGCCUUAAUCAAUGGGCUGCCCAGGACAAGAAAGAUGAAAUGAUUCUAAAGCUGGUGCCCAGGGUUCAGGAAUUGCAGGGUCAGCUCCAAGAGUGGACAGAGUGGGCAAAUCAGAAGGUCAUGCAAGCUGCUCGUAGAUUGAGCAAAGACAAAGCUGAGCUUAAGACACUCAGGCAGGAGAAAGAAGAAGUUGAGAGGCUCAGAAAAGAAAAACAAACUUUGGAGGAAAACACUAUGAAAAAACUGACAGAAAUGGCGAAUGCCUUGGGUAAGGCUAGUGGACAGGUAGAUCGAGCUAAUGCUGCUGUCCACAGGCUUGAAGUUGAGAAUGCUGUGUUGAGGAGGGAGAUGGAAGCAGCGAAGUUACACGCAGCACAGUCGGCUGUGAGUUGUCAAGAGGUAUCAAAUAGAGCAAGGAAGGCACAAUUAAAGUUCCAGUCUUGGGAGAAGCAGAAAACAGUGCUCCAGGAUGAACUUGCUGCUGAAAAGCGUAAGUUGACUCAGCUGCAACAGGAAUUGGAACAAUCCAAAGAACUUCAAAGCCAACUGGAGGCUAAAUGGAAGCAGGAAGAAAAGGCAAAAGAAGAACUACUUAAACAGGCCACCUUGCUAAGAAAAGAGAGAGAACAGAUUGAAGCUUCAUCCAAAUCCAAAGAAGAUUUGAUCAAACUGAACGCACAAAGCAACUUGCAGAAGUAUAAAGAUGAUAUCGAGAAGCUAGAAAAGGAGAUAUCCCAGUUGAGGCUGAAAACUGACUCAUCAAAAAUAGCCGCUCUUAAAAGAGGCAUAGAUGGAAGCUAUGCAAGCAAGCUUACAGAUUUCAGAAAUCCUCCAGUGAUGAAGGAAACCCAUAUACCUUAUAUCUCCAGGUUUAUGGCAGAUUUCCAACACUACCCCAACUCCGGUGGGGUGAGAAGAGAACGCGAGUGCGUCAUGUGCUUGUCCGAGGAGAUGUCUGUGGUUUUCCUUCCAUGUGCCCAUCAGGUGGUAUGUACAACAUGCAACGAGCUCCAUGAGAAGCAGGGGAUGAAAGAUUGUCCUUCCUGUAGGAGUCCAAUCCAGCAGCGUAUUGGGGUACACUUCGCACGCUCCUAGUUUUUGUAUACAGACAGAAAUGAGUUAGUCUUCAAAAUAAUGAUUCAAAAAACUACUACCUAAGAAUAAUGCAUUUGGUCGACCCCUUUCAAAUGCUAUUACAGGUUACAGUUGAGCUUGUGUCCUAUGAUUUGUUUCAAAGUUAGAAAAAGAAAAGGUUUCUGUCAAAAUAUGGGGUUGUAAAUCAUGGUUCCCCUUUUCCCCUGAAUAAAACUUGUUUCAUUCAUUUUACACCUUUGUUAAUAUGUGAUUUUUUUUUUACCAA
Molecule: messenger RNA, 3079 nt
Organism: Ipomoea nil (Japanese morning glory)
Lineage: Eukaryota; Viridiplantae; Streptophyta; Magnoliopsida; Solanales; Convolvulaceae
Product: putative E3 ubiquitin-protein ligase RF298
Exons: 3
Coding region: 142-2814 (890 amino acids)
Source: RefSeq, a predicted model, not a curated record